This is a messenger RNA of Gracilinanus agilis (Agile Gracile Mouse Opossum), 453 nucleotides long. It is a transcript of the gene CFAP90, whose product is annotated as chromosome 1 C5orf49 homolog. Bases 1 to 453 code for a protein of 150 amino acids. The transcript has 3 exons. NCBI's taxonomy places the organism in Eukaryota, Metazoa, Chordata, Mammalia, Didelphimorphia, Didelphidae. The record is from RefSeq and is a predicted model, not a curated record.
AUGGAAGAGGAGGAGGAGGAAGAAGAAGAAAUUACUGAGGACAAGCUGCGAGUGAAGCCCCGACCUCUGCCUGUCUCCGCUUGGUCCUCUUUUAGCUAUAUCCCGCCCCGUCGCACGGGCCCCAAGGAGGAAAGCUACUUUUACCAGGAAGGGAAGACAGGAGUGGUUAAUGUAUAUGAUUGCAUCUAUCAAAGGCCUGCGGAUUACAAUCAACAUUUGCAUCGGGAUGAUCGAGAACAUGCCAAAAGUAUAGGGCUCAAGGUUAAUGAAGAGGAAUGGGCAAGACCUGUUGGAGUAUUGACAUCUUCUCUUUAUGGAAGACAUAUAUAUAAGCCUGUAGAAGAACUGAACAGAGAACAUGUGAGGGUUAAUUAUGUGAAGGGCGAGUUCUACCGGAAGAAUGCUAUCACCUGCAUAGAAGCACCUGGUUUUGGACACAUUGCUCCAUCCUAA